Molecule: messenger RNA, 615 nt
Organism: Branchiostoma belcheri (Belcher's lancelet)
Lineage: Eukaryota; Metazoa; Chordata; Leptocardii; Amphioxiformes; Branchiostomatidae
Product: semaphorin-5A-like
Exons: 3
Coding region: 61-615 (184 amino acids)
Source: RefSeq, a predicted model, not a curated record
GAAACCUUUGUAAUCUACUUUGAACGUCAUCUAAGCAACCUCCAAGAGCACUACACCAGCAUGGUGGCCACAACGGACUUCAGCAGUUUGGUUGAUGUCUCUGCUCCCGUGCCAAGUCAAAUCAACCUGGAUCAGCAUUUCUACUUACAGCGACUGUUGCCAGCCUUGUCGUGGUCUGCUGAUGUCGGUAGUGAGACUCGGUUGGAGAUUUCCGUCUCUACGUCUUACGUGGAAAGGGUCAUCCUGAUAUCCUUCGUCCUACCUGGGCCCAUCGACGGGAUGUUCGGGAUGUGGAGUACGUGGUCGGAGUGCACGGCCACGUGUGGGGCGAGCGUCCAACUCCGCAGCAGGACCUGUGACAGUCCAGCGCCGCAGAACGGGGGCCGGUACUGUGAGGGAGACGCCUCCGAGUUUAAAGUGUGCGUCGGUCAGGAUUGCCCGCGCGGAUCUGUGGACUGGUGUGACCCCACGGAGGAUCGGUGCGGCUCGAGGUCGCACGGCGGAAUUUGCGCCAUGAGGAGGCGGGACUACACCUGUUAUUGCCAGAGCGGCUACAACCGGGUCACCGACAACCUGGGCAACUUCCUGCGAUGCGUGGGUAAGUCCCGAAAAUGA